Parascedosporium putredinis is the source of this 2025-nucleotide messenger RNA. The record is from the annotation of a GenBank genome assembly. NCBI's taxonomy places the organism in Eukaryota, Fungi, Ascomycota, Sordariomycetes, Microascales, Microascaceae.
AUGAGUGCAAAGGGCAACGUCCACACUGGCUUUCGCCAUAUUCGGGACAACGCCAAGGAUGGGCCCGGAACCGAGAGCCAACCUAGUCGAGGGUCUGAUGAGAGCACCCUCCGGGUCAUGGCGUACAUGUUUCCCCGACAGUUUGGCCUUCAUAACGUGUUCACCUUCACGCCUGCGGUCGGCCCGGGACAGCGCGGGGCGAAACAAACAGGAACGGACUUGAGGCUGACUGCGGGUCCCGCCGCUUCGGUAACCGGCGAUGGAACAACCGAGGACCGCCAAGCUCGAAGCCUCGCCGACGGUGUAUCGGCCUUUUGCCAAAGAGUCUUGUGCAAAAUCAUCCCCAACGAGGUCUGGGGCGUGGGUUCUGUCCAAAAGCACAACAAAGAGCUGGUAAUGGAGAACGUGGACCGCUUCGUCCGCCUUCGCAGAUUUGAAAACAUGUCGCUUCACGACAUAUAUCAGGGCAUGAAGCUAACCGACGUCGAGUGGCUCGCACCGCCCCACCUUCGAGAAUACAAGAUGUCCCCCACUGACAAGCUAAAGAGGACGGAGAUUUUCCUAGAGUUCCUGUACUACGUCUUUGACUCGCUGCUGAUACCUCUGAUCCGAUCAAACUUCUACGUUACUGAUUCAGGUAAACACAAGAACCGUCUCUUUUACUUCAGACACGAUGUCUGGAGGCGCAUCGCCGAGCCCGCCAUGGUCGCCCUCAGGGCAGACCUCUUUGAGGAAAUCAAGGCGGCCGAUGCUCGGAGCCUGCUCGAUCAGCGAGCACUGGGCACUAGCCAGCUAAGGCUCCUCCCCAAGGACGCUGCCCUGCGCCCCAUCAUGAACCUGCGGCGAAGGGAGUUCCACAAGGGUCGACAAGUGUUGCUACCCAGCAUCAACUCGAUCCUCGCCCCCCUAUACUCGCGCCUCAAGGCCUUUGCGGAGAAUGCGCGAGGCGGUCCGGUCAAAAGGUUUUACCUGGCCAAGGUCGACGUCCGCGCCGCGUUCGACACGAUGCCCCAGGACGCCGUCGUUGAGCUCAUGAAAACGAUACCUUCCGAUGACAGGUACGUCAUCUCCAAGUACGUCGAGAUCAAACCCGGAGACUCGGUGCCGGACACAUGCGGUACCGCCCUCUCCAAGCCGGCCAAGCGCUGGCAGUCCCUCGCGGCCACCGCCAGCGACGAGACGCGCUUCGCCAGCCACCUAGAAUCCAAGCUAGCCACGGGCAAGAAGAACACAAUCUUCGUCAGCAACUCGAUGAAGCGCGUCUACAACACCGGCGCCCUCGCCACCCUCCUCACCGACCACGUGCGCAGCAACAUUGGCUCCGUCCUCUCGACCGCCUUUUGCAACUACUUUUACGCCGACCUGGAACGCCGCCACCUCGCCUUCCUCGCCGACGACCCCGGCGGGUCCCUCCUCUUGCGCCUCAUCGACGACUUCCUCCUCAUCACCACCGACCGCUCCAAGGCCGAGCGCUUCAUGGCCGUCAUGCACGCCGGCCUCCCCGACUACGGCGUCACCGUCAACCCAGCCAAAAGCCUCGUCAACUUUGCCCUCGAAAUCGACUCCGCCUCCCGCCGCCCCGGCCACAACUUUGAGCGCAAAACCCUCAACGCCUUUCGUAUCCAGUCCCACAUGAUGUUCUUCGACACCGCACACAACCCCGCCUCCCUCUCGCGCGCCAACCUCGCUGCCGCCAUGGCCGAGACUGCCCGCAAGGCCUGCGCCUACAUCCGCUGCCUUCCCCGUGAUAGGAGGCCCCGCGAGGAUGUCUUUGUCCGCACCAUCGGCCGGCUCGUCGAGGUUGCCCAUGCCCUCCUUACAUCCAGGACCAGAAAGGCCCGGUUUCCUGGCUAUGAGUGCUCCCUAUCCAAGAUGCAGGUCCGUAUUGCCGCCCUCGGCGCUUUUAGCGAGGUCGUCAAAGUUAAGCAGCCGGGGUAUAAAGGCGUCAUUGACUGGGCCGAGCAACAGAUGAAGGCGCUUGAAUCGGGCAAGUCGCCCAAGCACAGAUCACAGGUUGUCUCCUAG